UUCCAAAGUAAAGUAGCGAAGCUUGGUAGCGGAAAAGCGCGCGCGCAUUAUGGGUUCUGCUAUGACUCAAAGUUAACCUAAAACUUAUAAAAACACGCGUUCUCAAAAGUGCAUUUGUCAAAGUACACAGAUCGGAGAACAACGUUUACAUCGUGAAUUGACUUGACCCAAUUGUUAUUUCGUGCGUUUUUUUUAACUGUCAUCAAAAAAAUAAGUGUAUAAACGCUGCAACAAUGAGUAGACCACUCGAUAAUCCGAAUCCGAAAAUUUAUCCCAAAUUGGAAGAGAAAUUAAGUGUCGACGAACAAAUUGAAGAAAUUCCGAGAAACGCGGAUGCAGUCGAUGCUCGGAGAGUAUUCGAAUUGUUGAGGAAUAUCACUGACCCAGAACAUCCGUUGACUUUAGAACAGUUGAAUGUUGUCGAGCAGCGUUUAAUUGAAGUUGAUAAUGAAAAAAAUCAAAUUAAUGUUCAGUUUACUCCUACUAUACCACACUGUAGCAUGGCAACUCUCAUAGGAUUAUCUAUAAGAACACAGUUAUUACGGAAAAUAUCACCAAAGUUCAAAGUUUCAGUUACAGUUACUCCUGGAACUCAUGUAUCUGAAGCUGCAGUAAAUAAACAGUUGGGUGAUAAAGAAAGAGUUGCUGCAGCUUUAGAAAAUGAAUUUCUCUGUAAUGUAAUAGAACAAUGCUUAGAGAGCGCAGAAGAAUCGUAAUAUCAGAGUUAUAUUUAAUUUUCAUUUGGUAUUUGUUGCAUGCAAUUAAAUACAUCAAAGUUAUCUAGCAUUUAAUUAUUUAAUUAAGUUUUACAAAAUAUUGUUUUAAAAAUGUGUAUAACUAUUGUUAAUGGUUACCAAUGAAUGAUUACAAAUAAAAAUUUUAUUUAGUU
Molecule: messenger RNA, 889 nt
Organism: Trichogramma pretiosum
Lineage: Eukaryota; Metazoa; Arthropoda; Insecta; Hymenoptera; Trichogrammatidae
Gene: galla-2
Product: MIP18 family protein CG7949
Exons: 3
Coding region: 234-716 (160 amino acids)
Biological process (GO): iron-sulfur cluster assembly
Cellular component (GO): cytosolic [4Fe-4S] assembly targeting complex
Source: RefSeq, a predicted model, not a curated record